Linum tenue is the source of this 651-nucleotide messenger RNA. The record is from the annotation of a GenBank genome assembly. NCBI's taxonomy places the organism in Eukaryota, Viridiplantae, Streptophyta, Magnoliopsida, Malpighiales, Linaceae.
AUGAGAAAAAUAAAAAGGAAAAAAUUAUCAAUUGCAGUUGCAGCCCGCUGCGAAGCGCGGCAGGCCCAUCUCGUAGGGGUUAAAUUUGAGAGCGUAGAGAGAACUAGGGUUUUACCAGUUCAGAGAACCACAACAACAGCAGCAGAAGGAGGAGCGAAGCGGCGACGCCAACAUCUCAUAGCCAUGGUUCUCAAAACUGAGCUAUGCCGCUUCAGCGGCCAAAAGAUUUACCCCGGCAGGGGCAUCAGGUUCAUCCGUGCCGAUUCUCAGGUUUUCCUCUUUGCAAACUCCAAAUGCAAGAGGUACUUCCACAACCGCCUGAAGCCUUCCAAGCUUACCUGGACCGCUGUGUUCAGGAAGCAGCACAAGAAGGAUAUUGCUGCUGAAUCUGUUAAGAAGAAGAGAAGGACCAACAAGAAGCCUUACUCAAGGUCCAUUGUUGGUGCUUCUUUGGAGGUCAUCCAGAAGAGGAGGGCUGAGAAGCCAGAAGUCCGAGAUGCUGCUCGUGAAGCUGCCAUUCGGUAUGUGUGCAUCAUGCCAUCUAUUCCUUUUGACCACAGGCUUGUGAGUGUAGCUUCUUCUUCAACUGAAGUUAUUUUUCUUUUUUCUGUUGGUUUGAAUGUUUGUAGUGAGAUCAAGGAAGGCAGCUGA